Psylliodes chrysocephalus is the source of this 8059-nucleotide messenger RNA. The record is from the annotation of a GenBank genome assembly. Lineage: Eukaryota; Metazoa; Arthropoda; Insecta; Coleoptera; Chrysomelidae.
UGUAAAUACUGUUUCUUUUAGCAUCAUAUUUUUAAACCGCCAAUAGUACUAAAAAUAUACCAAAAUGGCCAACAAGAGGAAAAUGAUUGAUGGAGUGGAAACAUCCAAAUUUAGCAGAGAAGAACUCGAAGAAUUUGCUUAUAAACUAAAAGAAGCAAACGAUAGAGAACGUGAGGAACGAAACUAUUUUCAAACCGAAAGAGACAAAUUUCGAACGUACUGGGAAAUUACUAGAAGCGAAUUAGAGACGACAAAAGCCGCUCUGCAAAACAGGGAUAGACAACUUGAAGAAGCAGAUGAAAAAAAUGCGGAAGAACUCAGAUUCUACAGACAGAAAGUGAAACAUCUUCAAUACGAACAUCAAAAUAGUCUGAAUGAUUCCCAAGCAGAGACCUUGAUAGCUUUCAAGAAAGUCCAGGAUCAAUUUACCACUCAAGAAAAAGAACUGUUGCAGGACAAAAGAAAAUUACGAGGUAUGCUCAAAGAACAAGAAUUGAGUGGUUUAGAUCAGAUCAAAGCUAUCAAACUACAAGGUAGCGAGGAGAUAGGAAAAGCCAGAGUUCAAUUCGAAGCAAGAGCUAAGGAGUUAGAAAUCAGGUAUGAAAAGAAGUUCAGCGAUUUAAUACAACACUUAACGUCGAAAUAUGAAAUGGAAAUAUCCGAAGUUGAAGAACGAAAAAACGGACAUAUCUCCGAAUUGAUAAAGCACCACGAAAAAUCCUUUAACGAAAUGAGAAACUAUUACAACGACAUCACAUUGAACAAUCUAACUCUGAUCAGCACUCUGAAAGAUGAAAUGGAAAAACUGAGGAAGAUAAAUGACAGAAUGACAAAACAGGUGUCUGAUUUAACAGCAGAAUUAAAACGUUUAAAAAUUCCUUUAUCGAAAGCUGACGAAACUAUAAACGAUUUAAAGAGGCAAUUGGUAAAUUACGAAAGAGACAAGAUCACUUUAAGUAACACUAAAGUAGUAUUGGCGCAAAAAGACAAGGAAUGUAAAGACUUGCGAUGGUCUUACGAUGCUUUAGAAUUACGAUUCGAAACAUUGCAAAAGGAAAGAGACGAAUUGCAUAAUAGAUUUGUCAAUGCUGUUUUGGAAGUCCAACAAAAAACGAGUGUCAAGAACCUUCUCUUACAUAGACGUAUCCAGACUCUAAGUCAGGUGGCCGAACAUAGAGAAACAGUCAUUGUGGAACUCCAAAACGCUGCUGCGCAACCACCAGUCAGAUCUAACCAGAAACUGGAGGAGAUCCUAGCUAAAAAGAACGCCACUAUUAGCGAUCUGCAAUAUGAGUUGGCGAGAGUGUGCAAAAUGCACGAUGAUCUACUGGAAACGUUCGAAGAUAAGCUUGUUCAGUUCGGAAUUCCUAAGGUGGAACUUGGAUUCGUUCCUCUAAGAAUCGUUCCGGAAGGUCAAGGUGGUUUAUCAACGGCGCCUGCUGGAUUAGUUGCCAAGAAUCGAUAUUAUGUUACCAGUUGGAUAGAAACAAGAGAAGUGCCUGCAGAAAAGUCGAACUUGAUAAUGCUGUUCGACAAGUACAUACCAUCUUGUUUAGAAAAUGUCAGAACGCGAUUUAAGAAGAUCACGCCUAUUGUUGAAACCUCGCAUCUCUCGAUGCUAUGUCACUUAUUGGACGUUCUGUUAUCGCCUCAAAAUAUACCUUUAGAUUGUCCCAAAGAAUGGUACGAACUCUAUUUUGUUUUCUGCUGCGUAUGGGCAUUUGGGUCGGCCAUGUUUCAAGAACAAGCUACCGAUUAUAGAGUGGAAUUUACAAAAUGGUGGGUGAAUGAAUUUAAGACUGUCAAAUUUCCUCCCGGCGGCACCAUAUUCGAUUAUUUCAUAGAUAAUGAAACCAAACAGUUUGUUUCAUGGACUGAAAAUCUAGGUAGAUUUGAAUUAGAUCCUGAUAUUCCCUUGCAGGCUGUAUUGGUGCACACGGCAGAAUCAAUUCGAGUUCGAUAUUUCUUAGAUCUUCUAAUGAAGAAAAAGACCCCAGUAAUGCUUGUUGGUAACGCAGGUUGUGGUAAAACAGUGCUAGUAAACGAAAAACUAACAUCGCUAUCAGAAAAUUACGCUGUUACAAACAUACCUUUUAAUUUUUACACAACCUCCGAAAUGUUACAGAAAAUCAUGGAAAAACCAUUAGAGAAGAAAGCAGGUCGUAACUAUGGACCCCCUGGUAAUAAGACCAUGGUUUAUUUUAUCGAUGAUAUGAAUAUGCCAGAGGUUGAUGGUUAUGGUACAGUGCAACCUCAUACUUUGAUUCGACAACAUUUGGAUUAUAGACAUUGGUAUGACAGAAACAAAUUAUCUCUAAAGGAAAUCCACAACUGCCAAUACGUUUCCUGCAUGAACCCGACAGCAGGCAGUUUCACGAUCAAUCCGAGACUCCAACGUCAUUUCUGUGUGUUCGCCAUUUGCUUUCCAAGCGGUGAGGCUCUAACGACGAUAUACAAGAGCAUUCUGAGUCAACAUUUGACCAAUCCGGAAUACAAGUUUCCCUCGUACAUCGCCAAAUUAUGCGACAAUGUUGUAGCUGCGACAGUUGCUCUGCAUCAUAAAACAUCACAGAUAUUCUUGCCCACGGCCGUCAAGUUUCAUUAUAUUUUUAAUUUGAGAGAUAUCUCAAAUGUAUUUCAAGGCAUGCUGUUUAGUACUAACGAAUGUUUGAGCCAGCCAACAGAUGUAGUGAGACUUUGGUUGCAUGAAUGUCAAAGGGUUUAUGGGGAUAAAUUAACUGAAGAAAAAGAUAUCGACGCUUUUUCAAAACUUCAACUGGAUACUUUUAAGAAGAACUAUGAAGAAAUUGACGAAUCUAUUGUAUUUGAAAAACCUAAUAUUUAUUGUCAUUUUGCUGGAGGUAUAGGGGAACCAAAAUAUAUGACAGUAAAAAAAUGGACAAAUCUUUCUAAAUUGCUGAACGAAGCAAUGGCAAGUUAUAAUGACUUAGUGGCGGCCAUGAAUUUAGUAUUGUUUGAAGACGCCAUGAUGCAUAUUUGCAGAAUCAACAGAAUUUUGGAAUCCCCACGUGGAAGCGCGUUAUUAGUAGGAGUUGGUGGUAGUGGGAAACAAUCUCUAUCUAGAUUAGCCGCUUUUAUAUCAUCUUUAGAAGUUGCCCAAAUUCAAUUGAAAAAAGGAUACGGAGUUUUGGAUUUGAGAAAGGAGCUGUCCUCGUUAUAUAUGAAAAGUGGAAUGAAAAACGUGGGAAUAAUGUUCUUAAUGACCGAUGCACAGGUACCCAACGAACAAUUUCUGGUCUUGAUCAAUGAUAUGCUAGCCUCUGGAGAAAUACCCGAUAUGUUUCCUGACGAUGAAAUCGAAAACAUCAUCGCAGGUGUCCGCAAUGAAGUCAAAGGUGCCGGGAUACUAGAUACUAGAGAAAACUGUUGGAAAUUCUUCAUCGACCGCGUCAGAAGACAGCUGAAAGUUGUACUUUGCUUUUCACCUGUCGGAUCCACUCUCAGAGUCAGAGCUAGAAAAUUCCCGUCAUUGAUUAACUGCACGCAAGUAAAUUGGUUCCAUGAAUGGCCGCAAGAAGCUCUGGUGUCAGUAGCUCUGAGGUUUCUACAGGAACUAAAAGUUCUACCUGCAGAGCUUCAUGAAUCAUCAGCACGUUUCAUGGCAUACGCACACACAUCCGUCAACCAAAUAUCAAAGCUGUACUUACAAAACGAAAGAAGAUAUAAUUACACAACCCCGAAAUCAUAUCUAGAACAAAUAAACCUUUACUCGAAGCUGCUACGUCAAAAAUGUGAAGAACUACUUUCAAAAGUCAAAAGACUCGAAAACGGUUUGGACAAGCUACGAAGCACAUCAGUGCAAGUCGAAGAAUUGAAGAAGAAAUUAGCAAUACAAGAAAUAGAAUUGAAAGAAAAAAACGAUGCAGCUGAUAGACUAAUAGAAAUAGUAGGUGUAGAAACAGAAAAAGUGUCAAUUGAAAAGAACUUGGCGGAUGAAGAAGAGGAAAGAGUUGCUGUGAUUGCUGAAGAAGUUAGUAAAAAGCAAAGAGAUUGCGAGGAGGAUUUGUUAAAAGCUGAACCGGCAUUGUUAGCAGCCCAGGAAGCUUUGAAUACCCUAAACAAAGCAAAUUUGACUGAGCUUAAGUCGUUUGGAUCACCACCAGGUGCCGUUACAAAUGUAACUGCAGCUGUAAUGGUUCUGCUGGCACCUGGAGGUAAGGUUGCCAAAGACAGAAGCUGGAAAGCAGCGAAAAUCGUUAUGGCAAAAGUGGACGCUUUCCUCGAUGCGCUCAUAAACUACGACAAAGAAAACAUCCAUCCGGAAGUUAUCAAAUCCAUCGAACCGUAUCUUAAAGAUGCCGAAUUCGAACCAGAGUUUGUCAGGUCUAAAUCAGCUGCGGCUGCAGGUCUUUGUGCUUGGGUUAUCAAUAUCAUCAAAUUCUUCGAAGUUUUCUGUGACGUUGAACCGAAGAGAAAAGCCUUGGCGGCUGCUAAUCUUGAGUUGGCUGCUGCACAGGAAAAGCUUAACUCUAUCAAAAGAAAAGUUGCUUCUUUGGAAGAACAACUGGCAAAAUUAACAGCUGAUUUUGAAACAGCUACCCAAGAAAAAUUGUUAUGCCAACAAGAAGCUGAUGCAACUAAUGCUACUAUUCAAUUAGCUAAUAGACUAGUAGGGGGAUUAGCUAGUGAAAAUGUUCGCUGGGCUGAAGCGGUCAACUGUUUCAUAGAAAGUGGAAAAAUGAUGCCUGGGGACGUUUUAUUAACAACAGCCUUCAUUUCCUAUGUGGGUUGUUUUACCAAACAAUAUAGAUUAGAUCUACUUCACAAGCUAUGGCUUCCAUUCAUUAUAAAUUUAGAUCCCAAGGUACCAUUAACAGAAAAUUUGGACCCACUCUCACUUCUUACUGAUGAUACAAUUAUUGCAAAGUGGCAAAAUGAGGGAUUGCCAAGUGAUUUAAUGUCUACAGAAAAUGCUACUAUAUUGUCUAAUUCUGAGAGAUGGCCUCUUAUGAUUGAUCCACAGUUACAAGGCAUAAAGUGGAUUAAACAAAGGUACGGGGAUGAUUUAAGAGUCAUACGAUUGGGACAUAAAAGUUAUUUGGAUGUUAUUGAAAGAUCAAUUACAGAGGGAGUUAAUGUUUUGCUAGAAAAUAUCGAAGAAAAUCUAGAUCCAGUUUUGGAUACGUUACUGGGAAGAUAUCUUAUCAAAAAAGGAAAGGCAAUAAAAAUAGGUGACAAAGAAAUAGAGUACAACCCCAAUUUCCGUUUAAUACUUCACACUAAAUUAGCUAAUCCUCACUACAAACCAGAAAUGCAAGCACAAGCUACCCUUAUCAACUUCACAGUCACACGAGAUGGUUUGGAAGAUCAACUUCUCGCUGAGGUUGUCAAGGCUGAAAGGCCUGAUCUCGAAGAACUAAAGGCCGAUUUAACUAAACAACAAAACGAUUUUAAAAUCAUAUUAAAAUCGUUGGAGGAUGACUUGUUAUCAAGAUUAUCGUCAGCUGGAGGCAACCUUUUAGGAGACACUACCUUGGUUGAAAACUUGGAAACCACCAAAAGAACGGCAGCCGAAAUUGAAGAAAAAGUUGCCGAAGCCAAAAUAACUUCUGCCCAAAUCGAUGAAGCUAGAGAAUAUUACAGGCCAGCUGCAGCUAGAGCUAGCUUAUUGUAUUUUAUUCUGAAUGAUUUGAACACCAUAAACCCAAUUUAUCAAUUUUCUUUGAAGGCUUUCAGUGUUGUUUUUCAAAAAGCGAUUUCCAGGGCAGACCCCGCUGAAACGGUGGCCGCUAGAGUCAAUAAUUUAAUAUCUUGUAUAACUUUCUCAGUUUUUCAAUACACCACAAGAGGGCUCUUCGAAUGCGAUAAGUUGAUUUUUGCUUCGCAAAUGACCUUUCAGAUUCUUUUAAUGAACGAAGAAAUCUUAUCUACAGACCUAGACUUCCUGCUGAGGUUCCCCAUAAAACCGCACGUGACGAGCCCCGUAGAUUUCCUUUCGAAUUCUAGUUGGGGAGGAAUAUGCAGUUUAGCUACGAAAGACGAAUUUAGAAAUUUGGACAGAGACAUUGAAAAUUCGCCGAAACGGUGGAAAAAGUUGGUCGAAUGCGAAAGUCCGGAAAGAGAGAAGUUUCCGCAGGAAUGGAAGAGUAAAACGGCUUUGCAAAGAUUGUGCAUGAUGAGAGCUCUGAGACCAGAUAGGAUGAUAUACGCAAUGAUGGCUUUUAUUGAAGAAAAACUGGGUGCAAAAUACGUGGAAAACAAAACCGUAGAGUUUGACAAAUCAUUCGAGGAAACUAGUCCAUCGACACCCAUAUUUUUCAUUUUAUCUCCUGGUGUAAAUCCACUGAAAGAUGUCGAAAACCUUGGAGAAAAAUUGGGAUUUACAGCGGAAAAACACAAUUUUCAUAACGUCAGUUUAGGUCAAGGUCAAGAAGUUAUAGCCGAAAAUGCUAUGGAGGUUGGAGCCAAAAACGGGCAUUGGGUAGUCUUGCAAAACAUUCAUUUAGUUAAAAAAUGGCUGCCGGCAUUAGAGAAGAAGCUCGAACAAUAUUCUGAAGGCUCUCAUCCCAAUUACAGAGUGUUUAUGAGCGCCGAACCGGCUGCUAGUGCAAGCGCUCAUAUUAUACCACAGGGAAUACUAGAAUCGUCCAUCAAAAUAACAAACGAGCCGCCUACCGGCAUGCAAGCCAACCUACACAAGGCGCUGACCAACUUUAAUCAAGAAACUCUAGAGCAAUGCGGCAAAGAGGCGGAAUUCAAAGUCAUCCUUUUCUCGCUCUGCUAUUUCCACGCCGUGGUGGCGGAACGAAGAAAAUUCGGACCGCAGGGAUGGAACAAAAUAUAUCCGUUUAAUGUUGGCGAUCUGACCAUAAGCGUGUUUGUGCUCUUUAACUAUUUGGAAGCAAAUUCCAAAGUACCUUGGGAGGAUCUGAGGUAUCUGUUUGGAGAAAUAAUGUAUGGGGGACAUAUUACCGAUGAUUGGGAUAGGAGACUAUGCAUUACGUAUUUGGAAGAACUCAUGCAACCUGAUUUGGUUGAUGGAGAAUUGCAGCUGGCUCCUGGUUUCGCCGCUCCUCCAAAUACAGACUACGCUGGUUACCAUCAGUACAUCGACGAUGUGAUGCCUCCUGAAUCACCGUACUUGUAUGGUCUUCAUCCUAAUGCGGAAAUUGGGUUUCUAACAACAACAGCUGAAAACUUGUUUAAAACUGUUUUUGAAAUGCAACCGAGAGACGGAGGUGCUACAGGUGGGGCUACAAUUACAAGAGAAGAUAAGGUAAAGCAAAUGGUGGACGAAAUGCUAGAGAAACUGCCCGAAGACUUCAACAUGACCGACAUAAUGGGCAAAGUGGAAGAACGUACACCGUACGUUAUCGUAGCUUUCCAAGAAUGCGAGCGCAUGAAUUAUCUUACAACGGAAAUCAAAAGAUCGUUGAAAGAAUUAGAAUUGGGCAUCAAAGGAGAACUAACGAUUACUUCGGACAUGGAGGAUUUGGAAAACGCGUUGUUCCUUGAUCAAGUACCACCAGUGUGGGCUCUAAGGGCAUAUCCAUCCUUGCUGGGCUUAAGCUCGUGGUUCGUAGAUUUGUUGCUGAGAAUCAGGGAACUUGAAACGUGGUCCACGGAUUUUGUGCUACCGGCGUCAGUUUGGCUUGGAGGUUUUUUUAAUCCUCAAUCUCUUCUUACUGCAAUAAUGCAAAGCACAGCAAGAAGAAAUGAAUUACCAUUGGACAAGAUGUGUCUUCAGUGUGACGUUACCAAAAAGCAAAAAGAAGAAUUUACGAGUGCUCCACGAGAUGGCGCCUACAUCCACGGUCUACACAUGGAAGGAGCUCGUUGGGACAUUCAAACGGGCGUUAUCAUGGAUUCCCGUUUAAAAGAACUUUUUCCCGCGAUGCCCGUGAUCAACGUGAGAGCCAUUACUCAAGAUAAACAAGACCUUAGAAACAUGUACGAAUGUCCGGUUUAUAAAACAAGAACCAGAGGACCGACUUACGUGUGGACCUUUAAUUUGAAAAUUAAAGACAAACCAGCUAAAUGGACUUUAGCUGGAGUAGCUCUUUUAUUACAAAUAUAGUUUCCGUUACUUAAAUUCCCA